AAGUUUCAGAUUGAUUUUGCAAGAGCUGAAUGUGUAUUUAUAAAUAUAUAUCAGUCAAGAAAUAAGUUGUCAUGAUAAAAAGAAUGUGAUUGACUUAGUUUUGGUAUAACACAAUAAAUUACUGAAUCAGCUGGUUAUAAAAGACAUGCGUAGAUGUUAUUUGGAAGAAUUUUUCUUGGCCUUGACCCAGAUUUUAUUUAUAGAAAGUGUUUACAAGUUCAGAAUCAAUAUAAAGGAAAUUGUGAUCAUUGUAAUCAGGUCUUUCUGUUGAUGAGGAUUAUGUUUAAUUAAUGUAAACUAAAAAAGAAUGCAUCUGGAAGAGGGAAUAUAAUAGGGGGAUUGUUGCCAGUGUAUAGGAACAUUAUGACAGACAGUUGCCCAUAUUUACAUAGAACUGCAGGAGAUACAGAAAGACGUUAUCAUCUUCGGUAUUACAAGACUGGUACAUGUGUUUAUGAGACAGAUAGCAAAGGAAAUUGUGUUAAGAAUGGCCCUCAUUGUGCCUUUGCACAUGGUGCCCAUGAUUUGAGGCCACCCAUUUAUGAUGUACGAGAAUUACAAGCUAUUGAUACCAUAAAUAUUAGUUGUGAUAAGAGUUCCAAUGCUAGUUCUAUAUCAGGAACACCAAGUAGUUUAGAAAAGGAUAAAAUUUUAGCUGAAGAUCCUAGAUGGAAUGAUACCAACUAUGUACUUGAGAAUUACAAAACAGAGCAAUGCAAAAGACCACCUAGAUUAUGUAGACAAGGUUAUGCCUGUCCUUCUUAUCAUAAUACAAGAGAUAGGAGAAGAAGUCCCAAACUAUUCAAAUACAGGUCUACACCUUGCCCUAAUGUAAAACAUGGAGAUGAUUGGAGUGAUCCGACACAGUGUGAAAAUGGAGAUAACUGUGCAUACUGUCAUACACGUACAGAACAACAGUUUCACCCAGAGAUUUAUAAAUCAACAAAAUGUAAUGACAUGGUACAAACUAACCACUGCCCUAGAGGACCUUUCUGUGCCUUUGCCCAUGUUGAAAAUGAAAUAACAACUGCUAGAGAUGUAGGUUCAAGUAAUGAGAAUUCAUUAGCUGAGUUUGUCUCGACAGUGUUACCUCCCCCUACCAUUAGUAAUAUUAACCCAAUUACCAUAGUAACAACAAGUAGUAAUGGUGUUAUCUCUGAGGGAAAUCAAAUUAAUCAAAAAGUGGAUCUCAAUGGUUCAAGCCAGUGGAAAUUUCCAGAUCCUAUUGGAAAGGAAAGAGCUAAUAGUGUACCAUAUAAUUGUCCAGAAAUGGCCAUUUUAGGAACUUAUCGAAGUUACUCCUUUGAUUUACAGAAUAACAGUAGUAUAUCAAGCAGUAUACCUAGCCAUACAAGUAGUCCGUUACCUGAACCUAUAGGUAAAGGUAGAUCUAGUAGUACAUCAAGCAGCAUAACAUCAGAUUCUGGACUAGGAUUAGGCUUUUAUCCAAGAGCACCUGGUUCAGAAAGAGAAGAUUCACAGUUUAGAUUAAAACAACAAUUAGCAGCUAUAGAUGGUGACCAUACAAUAGACACUGUAGAAAAGGCAAAACGGAAACAGAAUUUAAUUUUAGUUAGUGCCGUCAAUUGUGCAGUUAAUACAUCUUCAUAUGCAAGUGUUACAGGGAUGUCAAAUAUGUCUCCGCUAGCACCAGCCUUCUACCCACCAGGGGAUACUGUAGGAUCAGUUAUAGGCCAUGCAUUAGAAGAUUUAUGUUUAGAUGAUAUUGAUUUGAACAGUUUAGAUAAAGAAUUAGAUCGUGAUGAUACAAAUUCAUUAAGCAGUUCUAUUAGUGCUGGUAUCUCCUCAGGUUAUGGUUGUGGUAACUCAUCUUUACCCAUAGGUAUACCUGGAGGCCUACCACGGGGUAGUGUAGGAAGUCUUUCACAGUCUCCACCCUCUCCUUUUGGCAGCUUUUCUCAUCAGCUGUUGACAAAUCAAAAGAAUGAUGAUCAUAUAUCCUCUUUAUUAAAUUAUAACAACAGUAAAUAUUCUACGUUACAUUCAGAUGUGAAUUCAAUGUCUCCGAGAAGUGGACCGCUUGGACCUCACUCCCCUCUUUAUUCUUCUAGUUUAUCAAAUAGUACCCCUGCUGCUGAAUUACACAAGCUAAGAGAAGAGUCUGUAACACAUAAAGCUAAAGUUGAUCACUGGGAACAUGCUUAUUUACAAGCAAAAUGUGCAUGUGAAGCUUGGAAGAAAGAAGCAGAAGAAUCGAUGAGAAAGACGAGGAAUUCUGAUGAGGAAAAAAAUCAUGCAAUAAAACAGAGAGAUGAGGCAAUACAAAGAUGUAAACUUAUUCAACAACAGCUGGAGAUUGUGAGCAGUAACAGUAUCAGGUGUUUAACACGAAUAAAUGAGCUGGAUUCUUUAUCUCUGACACAGAUGAGACAAGUACAACAGCAGCUAAAAAUGGAUUUGGAAAGAAUGGAAAAGAUGAUCCUUUAUCAGCAGAGUGUCCGGUGUGCUUUAUGUCAGGACAAGAUGAAAAGUAGUUCCCCUCUGCCGUGUAGUCAUCGUGUGUUAUGUGAUACAUGUUCGUCCAAAGCAAUGAACUGUCCUAUAUGUCACACACAGAUUUCAAGAUCUUUAAGUGUUGGCGGAUACCGGUUGUAAUAUAGGUGUGUCUAGGAUCUUCAAAUUCAUGUUAGAUAUUUAAAAACUUUAUAUUUUGCAAUUUGAGCCAAUUGUGAUUAUUACAAGUUAAUGUAAAAGUGGUAUUUUGUAUAGAAAUGUCAAAAUUGCAUUCAAUUAUUAUUGAUUACACAGUGUUUAAGGUUGUUAAGAGUCUUAUUUAGUUAACUGUCAAGAUUAUUUAUUAGUUGAUAAAAAUUUAUCAGAAAAUAAGGGGAGAUAAUUACCAAGCUACAUGUGUAUUUCUCUCUAGUAGAUUACUUUCUAAGAAUUGUUCUUAAACAAAGUAUUUAAAUUAUAAUGAAAAACUUAUUUUACGAAAUAUCAAUACAACUGUGACUACCUGUAAUAUGUCCAAAAAAAGAAAUUAUAAUUAUUUAAAACAAAUUAUAAUUAUACAGCAGAAUAUAUUUAAGAGUAACUACAUUGGCCAUGACUUUUGUAGUGUAUUUUCCGUCAUGGAUAUAUACAGGGAUGUCCAAAGUAACUACAUGGACCAUUAACUUUGUGGUGUAUUUUCUGUCAUGGAUAUAUACAGGGACGUCCAAAGUAACUACAUAGACCAUGACCUUUGUAGUGUAUUUUCUGUCAUGGAUAUAUACAGGGACGUCUAGUUAAUUCAUUUGAUAUAUUUGUACAGUUAAUAUAAGUAAGAACUCUUGCAAUCCGUUUGUAGUUUUCACAGUGUGUGCCAUUUACAUUUCUUGACAAAUUUAAUCAAAUGAAAACGAUUUAGUGCUAAAUAUUGAAAAUUAUUGUUUUAUGAUUUAAAUAAAAUAUAUUUUUUUGUUAAGUUUCAAAGUUUGUAUUCAAGUUAGUUCAGUUAGAAACUGUUUAGUUAUUUUUUAACAUAGUUACAUUUAAUACUUUUGUUUAUAUCACCUUUGAAAGCAUUAAGGAGCGUGUAUUGUAUAUUAUAGUAAACUAGUUUUUGUCCUCUCACAAUUUUUUUCGAUAAAGUACUUGCAUUCCACACCAAUUCUUCUUUUAUGUAAUUAACAUUUUUUUCCAUUUCAUUUUCUGUAAAUUGAUCAACAUUAUUCAUUGUGAUGCUUUAUUUAAUUUGAUUUUAAAAAUAUUACAGAUGGAAGUCACGUUUUCCUCAUUUUUAUUAUAUUACAGUAUAUUUCAGAUUGACACUUUUGUAACUUCUCCUUUGUUAGCUUUAACGUAUUGAAAUAUUGGAAUGAUGUUGAGGAUCAGCCUUCUCUUCAGUCGCAUAAUGGUAUUCAGUGACUGAGAACCAUAUUAAAUUAUUACCACAAGAGUGCCUUCUUGAAAAUCAAAUUGUUAAAUUCAGGGAAUUGAUAAUUAUGUAAAAGGCACAUGUUAUAUAUUUUGUUAAGCAGUUGGGUAAUUUGCAGUUUAUUUCCAAAACAUUAGGAUCGGUUAGUCUUGGCCUCAACAAUAGAAAAUUGGCCAAUGUUCUAACAUUAAUUUGAUUUAGGUGUACAGACAUUAACAAGAACCCAUAGUCCUAAUAAUAGUUUAAAUUAUUUGAACUUUAUUUUGACUUUCAAGUAGAAAACUACUUAUGCCUUAAAAAAAAUUUAAAGACGAUUUGUUUGAUACUAUGAGAGUUUGUUUUCUAUGUAAAAAAGUUUAAAGAUAAAGGUCAGAAUUGCAUAAUUGUAAGGACAGAAAAUAUUGGUACCUCCUAUGAUAAAAAAUCUGUUGAGAUUUAUAAUCUAGAUUUCUUAAUAUAAAUGUAAGAAUUUGUGGUUUGAUUACAAAUGAGACAACUCUGCCCCAAAUGACAUAAAAGCUAACAUUUAUAGGGCCUUCAACAAUGAGCAUAACUCAUAGUGUGUAGUCAGUUUUAAAAGACCCCAAGUUGAUUAUAUUGUUUUGUUUCAUUGUAAGUAAUUAAUUACAAAUUUCACAAUUUGAAAUUCAGUUUGAAAUAAUGCUAGAAAACAUAAUCUUUCAUUUUUAAGAGUUUUUUUUAUCUAACACUUGUCACUAACUAAUGCUGAGUUCGAACGUAAGUCGAAUUAGAUUCACAUUAACUAAUUCGAAUUAGUUUAAUUCGCAUUGGAAAGGUUUAACGUCCUAACGUCAAUUCUAAUUCGAAUUGGAAUUUGCAUCAAAUUCGCUUUACUGUCAUAACAACAUUAACUUUUAAUUCGGAUUUACAAAAAUGCAUUUCUAUUGCAAAUUAGUUAAUUCAAAUUAGCCAAUUCGAAUCAAUUUGAAUUAAAAAAGGAUAGUGUGUGAACGUGAUUAGCGAAUUCAAUUUGCAUUCGAUUCGAAAGUUAUGUGUGAACGACAUUUAAUAUUUUACUGUUGUACAAUUUAGCAUCAAUAAAUAUUUUGUGAUAAUUUUUCAAGUUUCAAAGUCUGUAUUGUUUUAUAAAAAGUCCAUAGUACAACUGCUAUGAUUACUGCAUUCUAUGUAUAUUCAAGACCGUUUUCAAAGUUGUUUUUAGAAGUGCAAUUCCCUUAUAUUGUAAAUUUUUCAUAUCAUAUUCACAUGUAAAAAAAUCAGGCUAACUAUAUAUGGACUUUCUUAUACUAGUUUCACGGGCUUAGUUUGAUUGUCUCUAUCAACAUAUAUUAUCAAAUGCUUUGUUCCAUAUCGUUUCCAUGCAGUUAGGAUUAAUUCAAAUGGGAUUCCUUUUAAUUUUGUUCAUUUAAUGUGUUUCUAUAUAAUUAAAUUGACAGAAAAUAAUAAUAUCAUUGGGUUUGACUAAUCUACAUUUAUAGUUAAUAUUUAUAACUAAUCUAAGGGAAGAUUUGUUACAAACAGAGUUAUAACCUUGGUGAAGUAAAAAGUAAUCGUCAUGUAUUAAAGAUGACAAUUGUGGCGGAAAGAUUUUGAAGGGAGGCAAAGACUCAUGUUUUAAAUAUAAAACUAUACAAAAUAUCCUGUACCUUGUUACAAUUAGAUAUUUUUCAGGAGAAUGUACUCAUACUUUGUAUAGAGAGUUAGACCAUUUUUAGUGUUGUGAAUAUUUAUGAUUUUGUUUGUUUUUUUGUGAUUUUAGUAAGAAAGAAAAUUGCAAUUGAAUUUGUGAUAAUUUUCAUCAGUUUUCCCUUUUUGCAGUCAGCAGCAUGUUAUGAAGACAAUCAAAUAUGAAGCAUUAUCAAAGAUUUGAAUUCCUAAAUAAAAUCUCAGAAAAAUUGUAAAGACAAAAUAUUAUUUAAAAAUAGUUCUUUUCUAAAUUAUUGUUUCAAGUAUAUCUGUGUUACCAUAGAUUUGUUGGUGUCCAAGCCACCAUGCUUUGGCUGCAGUCUUGGGUUGUUUCAUUUGAUUUUAUACAACCCCAAUGUAAGAAUAAUAUGAGUUGUAAUUGUGUUAUGUACCAUAGAAAGUACAAAAUGUAUUGCCGUGUCAUUGAUUGACCUUGAACAUUGUGUUUUACUGUUUACUUCUGUCAUCAGUCAAGCAAGACAUUCAAAACCAGUUAAGAGCUUAGCACUAUUAACAAGAAUUCUUCUAUAUAAAUAACUACUGUAAUUGAAAAUGCUUCAACAAUAAACAAAUGAUUUACAAGUUAAAAAAACACUGGUAUUUCUCUUUUUGAAGUCAAAAUAUAGUUUCACAUAAAUUAUAUUUAGUUCAAUGCUAUAAAAUUGUUUAGAUAAACAAAUUAGUUAUCAAACAAGUGCUGGGUUGACUGUCACAAACUUAUGGAUUUGUAUGACACGAUUUCAAUUUAAAUGAUAAUUUCUAACAUUCAUUGUAUAUCACCAUAUUAGUGUAUGCAACAGAGUUAAUAUAUAAUCUUUGUGAAUAGCCAUCUGAUACCAUAACAUUCAUUCUCACCUUCAUUUUAUUGGCGUUUGGUUUAAGCACCAAAAAGGGAUUUAUUUAUUUUUUUGCUUUUGUUUUUGAAAAAACUUUCUAAUAUGUUGAUUAAAACGAAAAAAAUAUGUUUUGAAGUCAAUUAUUUAAUUAUUUUGAUUAUGAUUAUCAAUCAAAUGUUACUAGUAUUUGUAUUAUCAGAAUUUCAGCACCCUUAAAUCUUUUGUCAUUGUUGGUAAUAAGAAUUCCAUGUUCAUUUUUUAGUAGCUAUUACUUUCACUAUAACAGACUGUCUGGCUUGUAGUAUUUUGUUUGUUUUCUGGUUAUUUCAAAUGCCAAGUUUAGAUCUCGAAGCAAUAUAGUACUUGGGAUUUAUUUUGUGAAAUAUUUUUGAUGAUGAUUUUACUAAGGGAGAGUGAGAGAGAGUGCUCUAGUUGGGUUAAUAUAAAGAAUUGCUGGCAAUUCUUGGUAACUAACCCACACGUCUGAGAGAUUUGGGAAUGUACAGAAUUUUAUAGGAUUAACUAAUGGUUAUGUUUAAUCCAUUCUAAGUGCUAUAUUUUUUAUGUUGCAAGUCAUAAGUGCUGAAUAUACAAUUAAACUGGACAUGAAAUGUAUUACCUUUAUUGAUAUACUUGUAUAAGGAUAUUUAUGAAACAAACAACCAUUCUUAAAACAAUUGAGUUGAAAUCUCUGACUUCACUAAAUUGUGGUAACUAAACGCAGCAAACCAUAGCAGUUUUAAUAUCAAUUUUAUAUGUAAUGAACAUAAAACAUGCUCACUUUUUGUCUUGAGAUUGAUACUGUUAAACUUGUUUAAACAAGACAUUUUAUGAUAAACAACUGAUUUCAUAACAGGCAAAUUUGGUAAAAGGGUUGAAAAUGCAGAAAGUGAUAUUUCGACAGGAUUUAUAAAGGCACCUUUUCAUUGAUUUGACCUCUUCAAGAUGAUAACUUUUCAAGUUUUCAAUAGAUGUAAAACUUUUCAUGUCCAAAUCCAGACCUAAUCACCUCAUGGUCUUCAUACUGAGAAAUGUAGUAGGCAAACAUGAAGUGUUAUAGAUGAUCCAAAACUUGUGUAUGAUUUAUUAUAUUUAGAUGUUUGGUGAAAAGAUUUCACUGUAGAUUUUGAAAAAUACACUGUUUUAUAAACACAUCUACAUUAUUGUAAUUGUAGAUCAAACUAAAUUUUUGAAGUGAUGUACAUUAUCUUAAAUUAAAAAUUACAUACUCACUUGCGAGUAUCAUUUUG
This is a messenger RNA of Mytilus trossulus (common blue mussel), 7634 nucleotides long. RefSeq names its product RING finger protein unkempt homolog. The record is from RefSeq and is a predicted model, not a curated record. The transcript is spliced from 15 exons. Lineage: Eukaryota; Metazoa; Mollusca; Bivalvia; Mytilida; Mytilidae. Gene Ontology annotation, molecular function: metal ion binding. Bases 364 to 2616 code for a protein of 750 amino acids.